Messenger RNA from Gossypium raimondii (Peruvian cotton), 1452 nucleotides. RefSeq names its product CDP-diacylglycerol--glycerol-3-phosphate 3-phosphatidyltransferase 2. NCBI's taxonomy places the organism in Eukaryota, Viridiplantae, Streptophyta, Magnoliopsida, Malvales, Malvaceae. Bases 92 to 1057 code for a protein of 321 amino acids. Gene Ontology annotation, molecular function: CDP-diacylglycerol-glycerol-3-phosphate 3-phosphatidyltransferase activity. Gene Ontology annotation, biological process: glycerophospholipid biosynthetic process. Gene Ontology annotation, cellular component: membrane; chloroplast envelope. The transcript has 7 exons. The record is from RefSeq and is a predicted model, not a curated record.
GCGAAUUUGACAUAAUUUAGGGAGAGCUCAACACUCGGAGGACAUCUCAGAGAUGCGAAGCUCUUUAACUCCAUAAAUUAAACGCCCCAAAAUGUCAGGACUGAAACUGAGCCUGGUAGCUUCAAUCUACGUCAAGCCCCGCCAAUGGGUCCGAACAAUAACCACCACCCGCCCUCCACCUCCACCUCCACUCCGCCUAACUCGGCGCAUGACUGCCCUUUUCUCACCCUCCACCCAUUUUAGCAAUUCCCUUCUUCCCAAAAAAAACCUACUUCCUCUUGUGAGAUUUGCCUUUCCCAACUGCUUCUCUUCCUCAGCAAACAAUAAAGGAGCUAUCAACGGAUCGGGUCCCGGAUCGGACCGCAUUCUUGCAGAUAUGGAUCCCGAUUCCAAACCCUCGCCGUUGAUUGAACCCCAACCACAAAUGCGCGACCCUAACUUCCCUUCUGACAAUUCUUCUUCCAAAAUUUUAACUUUGCCCACUGUUUUAACACUCGGUCGCGUCGCCGCCGUGCCGCUUCUGAUUUUCACCUUUUAUGUGGAUAGUUGGUGGGGAAGGACUGCUACUACCAGUAUAUUUGUUGCGGCUGCCAUAACUGAUUGGCUUGAUGGGUACAUUGCUAGGAAGAUGAAGUUACAUUCUGUCUUUGGUGCGUUUUUGGAUCCAGUCGCGGACAAGCUUAUGGUUGCUGCUACAUUGGUUUUACUAUGUUCAAGACCUUUGAAUGUUGCCAACUUUGGGCAAGUGCCAUGGCUACUGAUAGUUCCAUCGAUAGCCAUUAUUGGAAGAGAGAUAACGAUGUCUGCCGUUAGGGAAUGGGCUGCUUCUCAGAAUAGUAUGCUUUUAGAGGCUGUUGCAGUUAAUAAUUUGGGAAAGUGGAAAACUGCCACACAAAUGGCUGCACUAACCAUCCUUCUAGCUACGCGGGAUAGCAGCCUUGGAGAAGCUGGGAUUUUAGUAGCUUCAGGUGUUAUUUUGCUUUAUAUUUCAGCUGGACUUUCGGUCAUGUCAUUAGCUGUCUAUAUGGGGAAGAUAUGGCAAGUAUUACUAAAGUAGUUAUCUUCAUUGUGUAUAUUUAAGUCCAGUUCUUUAUUUAGCCGGAUUAAGGAUAAAGCCCUUGCUUUUGGAAGUUCCUUUCGAAUUGAACUGUUUGAAUGAGCGUAGUAUGAAUAUAGAUUUGUGGGCUAUUCCAAGGUCUUAUAAAUUUCUAGAUUCUUUUCAUGUCAAUAUAAGCAAUGAUGGUUUAGAUGUCGAAACUAGGCAUCUUUCAUUUUUGUCGCUACAGUGAGGGCUGACCGAUAAUUUGCAAGUGCAACUAGAGAUGAACAAAAUCUCAGUGAACUUUUGUACUGUAAAUGACUGUUAGUACUGGAGUUGCUGGUGAUAUCAUAUGCACAAGUGAUCAUAUUAGAGGCAGAUCACAUCAUCUAUAGCAAUGUUGAGUUUUUAAA